Heterobilharzia americana is the source of this 2232-nucleotide messenger RNA. Lineage: Eukaryota; Metazoa; Platyhelminthes; Trematoda; Strigeidida; Schistosomatidae. The record is from the annotation of a GenBank genome assembly.
GUUACAUGUUGCCAUGGAGUGUGAUGACUUGAACUGAUUCACUUCUGCGCAAGGUUCUGCGUUGAUUUUGCCUGUCUUUGAUAAAUUACUCCAGAGUUUCUAGCGUCUAAAGGUUAGUAGAGGCUUUUAAUGAGUAGCGCCUUAUACAAAAGCAAGCCGGACAUAGUAAUUGUAUGUAGUAAUUUAUUUUAUAGCACGUUGACUAACAUUACAAUGUUCAUGAUGCUGUAAACCAUAUAUUUUAUUUCAUCUUCGGCUAGAAACCAGCAAAUAUCCUUGUCAUGGGUGAAGGUCCAGACAGAGGUCGUGUCAAAAUUGCUGAUUUGGGUUUCGCUCGUCUAUUUUAUCAACCUUUAAAACCAUUAGCUGAUUUGGAUCCUGUUGUUGUAACAUUUUGGUAUCGUGCACCUGAACUGCUUCUAGGUGCAAGACACUAUACAAAAGCUAUUGAUAUCUGGGCUAUUGGAUGUAUAUUUGCUGAACUGCUCACCUAUGAACCGAUAUUUCACUGUCGUCAAGAAGAUAUCAAAACAAGUACUCCUUAUCAUAAAGAACAAUUAGAACGAAUAUUUCGUGUAAUGGGUUAUCCACCAGAUGAUGCUUGGGUUGAUAUGAAAAAGAUGCCAGAUUAUCAUCAGUUAAUGCGAGAUUCUAUUAGCAAGAAAACCUAUGGCAAAUAUUCAUUAGAGGGUUACCUUGAAGAAAAAAAGUUCAAAGUGGAUGAAAGAGAAUUGGCUCUGCUCAGACGCUUAUUGACGAUGGAUCCUGUCAAACGUUUAUCUGCUGCAGAAGCUAUGGAAGAUUCUUACUUUAAAGAGGGGGAAAAGCCUAACAAUGAUGUCUUUGGAAAUCUCCCCAUUCCUUAUCCUAAACGAGAGUUCAUCUCUGAUGAUGAUGCUGAUGAGAAACAAACCGGUGCAGACAAGAACGUAACGCAACCUACGCAACAGACUACAGCCGGUGGUGUCACAAGUAGACAGACAGCUGCACAUCCUUCAGGUAUGCAUAGUCAUGCUCAUCAGCAGUCACAGCAACAACAGCGUGGAAACAGUGGUCCACAUCCCCAGUUACCACCGCCAACUCAACAGCAAUCGCAACAAAGAGCAGGUGGAAAUCAACCACCUACACAUCAGCAACACAUAAACACAGGCCAACCUAAUACUCAUACAAGGCAAUUACCUCAUCAUCAGAACGAUGAUAUGUCAGCGAAUAAACGUAUUCGACUAUCUCACGGAAUAGUGAUACAUCAAUCGCACCUCCACCCUCCUCUUCUGCAUCAUCUGCUAAUAGUAGUGGGCUCUUGAAUACAAACUCAACAAAAUCAGCUCAAUCUCAGUAUAUGCCUGGUACUGGAUCAGGUUAUCUACAUCAACAGCAACAGCCACAGCCAAUACGAAACCUACCUUCUGGUCAUAUGGGUCAUCCGGCUCCUCUUAUCCUCGUUAUCAUUGACUGUCAGCAAUCAUAUGUCUGUCUGUAUAUAAACAUAAUCCGUUUUUCGCGUGAAUUUGACCUGAUUUGUUAUUAGUGUCAAAACUUUUUUACGAGAACACUUUUACCAUAGUUUCAACUAUUUUACUAAUAAUUUACCACAACAAUCAGAAAACUUUAGAUGUUCAAUUAUUUUUAUUACCAUGAGACCAAGCACUCCACCGAAUAACAAUCAGAUCUUACAGCUCAAAUGUUACAGCCGUUAACCGUUUAAAAUAUAUAAUCCUACUGAACCAGUGUCAGGAGAAACACACGUCUAACGUGCGUGCUUAUCAAGUUUUCAAUUCAAAUGCUGUAGUCGUCCAUCAUAAAGCAUCCUUCAUACACAAUACUGCUACUAUCUUUCUGAAAAUUAUGACCGACGGACAAACAAAAUCAGCGCAGAACCCCGCACACAACUGCAUCGGCCCAAAGUUAUCGCACUUCACAAUAGUAUACAAGGAACAGGUGGGUAGAAAAAAAUUUAUAUAAAAGAAGGUAAAGUAGUGUGAGAACAAACAAACUAAACAUAACGGUUAGCGCAGAUAUUCAAGCCUUAGAAUAUGCCAAGCAGUGAACCCAUCAGCGCCACUGUGGCCGAUCUUCAGUCAUGUCACCAAAAGUCAUCAACCACUGAUUCUUUUCGUCUUGAAAACCCCAACCAGGCAGGAUACACCUCCCUACACAACUCAUACCAACAGGAAGAUACUUCAUCGACUAGUCCCAGACCUUGGUCUGAACACUCCUACGACCUAAUCCAAC